AUGUUGCCAGAAAAACAGUUCCAGUGCACCAUCUGCCAGCAGGUGCUCACCGACCCGGUCACCACUCCCUGCGGACACAACUUCUGCCAGGCCUGCCUCCAGAAUGUGUGGGACACCAGUGACGUCUGCCAGUGCCCCACCUGUAACAAAUCAUUCACCUCCCGGCCCGAAAUAAGCAUCAACACCGGCUUUAAGGAGCUGGCGGACACAUUUAGAAACAUUAUCGUCUGUUCGUCAGCUUCUCCGCUCUGCUCAGCCAAACCAGGUGAGGUGGCGUGUGAUGUCUGCGCUGCAACCUCCCUGCAGGUUAAGGCCCUCAAGUCCUGCCUGGUGUGUCUGACCUCGUACUGCCAGGCCCACCUGGAGCCUCACCAGAGAGUCGCCACCUUGAAGAUCCACAAGCUGAUCGAGCCGGUGAAGAACCUGCAGGACAGGAUGUGCAAGAAGCACGAGAGGCUGCUGGAGAUGUACUGCAGGGACGAACAGAAGUGUGUGUGCCAGUUCUGCACCGAGACCGAGCACAAAGACCACCAUGCUGUCACGAUAGAGGACGAGAGUGGAGAGAGGAAGGUCCAAAUGAAACAAACUGAGGCGGGUUUUCAGCAGAUGAUCCAGGAUCGACUGAAGAAAGUGGAGGAGAUCAAAAGCUGUCUGAAGCUCAGCAACACGAGUGCAGAGAAGGAGAUAAAGGAGAGUGACCGUCUCUUUACGUCUCUGAUUCGCUCCAUCGAGGAGAGAAAAAGUGAAGUGAACGCGGAGAUCAAGGAGAAGCAGAAAGCAGCAGAGAGGAGAGCAGAGGAGCUCAUCGAGGAGCUGCAGCAGGAAAUCAAUGAGCUGCAGAGGAGAAACACUGAGAUGGAGGAGCUGAGGGACACGGAGGACCACCUGCACGUCCUACAGAGGUCUCCCUCUCUAAUGUGGCCUCCACUCACCAGAGAGUGGAUGGAGAUCAGCGUCCACCCUGAAGUCUGCAUGGGGACAUCAAGGAGAGCGAUGUCUAAACUGGACCACACCCUGAAGAACGAACUGGACGCUCUGAAGACAGAAGAGAUGAAGAAGAUGCAAAAAUAUGCAGUUGAUGUUGUUUUAGACCCGGACACGGCCCAUCCAAACAUCGUCCUGUCAGCUGACGGCAAGCAGGCGGGUCGUGCCGAACUCCUGCACAUCGUGCCGGACAACCCCCAACGAUUCGACCCCGUCAUCUGUGUAGUGGGCAAGAGAGGCUUCCUGUCCGGGAGGUUCUACUUCCAGGUUGCAGUGGGGACAAAGACGUUCUGGGACCUGGGUGUGGUCAAAGAGUCCGUCAACAGGAAGGGGAUGAUCACCUCCAAGCCGGAGAACGGCUUCUGGACGGUGCGUCUGAGGAACGGGGAAGAGUACCGCGCCUUGGACUCCCCCUCUGUUCUUCUUCCUCUCAAGAAGAAGCCGCAGACUGUCGGAGUGUUCACGGACUACGAGGAGGGGACCGUGUCCUUCUUUGACGUGGAGGCCAGGUCUCACAUCUACACCUUCACUGGGUGUUUGUUCUCAGAGAGGGUCUUCCCCUUCUUCAGCCCGGGGAUAUUUGAUGACGGGAAGAAUACAGCAGCGUUGGUUAUCACAGCUGUUAAUCAGGAGACUUGA
Messenger RNA from Centropristis striata (black sea bass), 1623 nucleotides. Its product is annotated as E3 ubiquitin-protein ligase TRIM39-like. Lineage: Eukaryota; Metazoa; Chordata; Actinopteri; Perciformes; Serranidae. The record is from RefSeq and is a predicted model, not a curated record. The transcript is spliced from 7 exons. The coding region runs from base 1 to 1623 and encodes 540 amino acids. Gene Ontology annotation, molecular function: zinc ion binding; protein binding.